AUGGAGCUGGCUAAUGAGGUUCACAUGGAAGAAAACAAUAUUAUCCCUGCUCCUCAGGGAUCCCCAGUCGAUUACCUGGUGGAUGAAAUCCCUCUGGACCAGCUGGUUGCUCCUGGUGAUGAAGGAUUUCCAGAAGAAGAGGCCCCUGAACAAAUGCAGCAUGACAAUGGCCCAGACAAUAAAAUUCAGGCACAAAUGGGUGAGAACCAGGAAGUACCAGAAGAACCAGAGGCACAAGGAGGAGGUAAUCAGGUAGUGCCAGAGGAAAAUGGGAUACUUGAAGCUAUGGUGGCAGAUGACUUUCAGCAAAUUCAGUUGCAGUCUCAAAACAAUAAUGUGCAGCUUGGUUAUGCGCUAAUGAGGAUUGAGGAGAGGGAUCUAGCUUGGUCACAGGCCAUGAAUGCUGAAGCAACUCGCCUAUGGGCCAGAUUCUUUUCAUCAGCUUGCCCAGAAUGUAACUUUGCUUGUUUGGUAGCUUCAGAGGAAGAUAGGAGCUGGAAAAAGGAACCAGCAAAGAUGUUCCCCCCAAAGAAAAGAAACUCCAAGAGAUCUGCUGCCCUAGUGGAAACUGAGAUGAAGAGAGUGAAAACUCACCCAAUUGCAAAGGCCAGAAUUGUACUCCAAGAUCCAUCACCAUCCCAAGCCCGAGAAGAGCAGCCCAAGCAUGGAGAUGGAGAGGAGGACAAAGCUUCAGAAGAAGCAGAUGAAAAGUUCAUCCUAGCAUCAAUGGGAAGAAACCAGAAUAUGACAGCUUUUGGUUUAGCCUAUGGUUUCUUCAUCUGUUGUAAAAAGUUUAUCUUCAAGUCUUUUGUCAAACUAUGGCUAGAAAAUGUAUUAGGCUGCUGGUUUGUAAGAUCAUUUUGGUACUUCAACUGGAGUUGGUUGUUUACUGUAAACUCUGUAGCUUGGAGCUGGGCUAGAGCUAUGUUUAAGUCAGAUCAGAAUUAUAUUUGA
Molecule: messenger RNA, 954 nt
Organism: Miscanthus lutarioriparius
Lineage: Eukaryota; Viridiplantae; Streptophyta; Magnoliopsida; Poales; Poaceae
Source: the annotation of a GenBank genome assembly